Molecule: messenger RNA, 6533 nt
Organism: Liolophura sinensis
Lineage: Eukaryota; Metazoa; Mollusca; Polyplacophora; Chitonida; Chitonidae
Product: sodium-coupled monocarboxylate transporter 1-like
Exons: 17
Coding region: 409-2277 (622 amino acids)
Biological process (GO): sodium ion transport; transmembrane transport
Cellular component (GO): membrane
Molecular function (GO): symporter activity
Source: RefSeq, a predicted model, not a curated record
AGCCCGUUAUGUUCUUAUUGUGUCACUACUUUAAUUAAAAUGUAAGUUUGAACUGUAAUAAAUAUUUUCGGCACUCGCCGGACGUUGAUUUCGGAAGGAACAACGUGGCUUUGCCAUCUCUGUUUCUUUACUGGAAAUAUUGCUGUUGCAGGUAUUUCCAGAGGGAGUCCUUAUAUGAUGUCCUGUACAUCCAGUGGCUUGUGUAUGAGCUGCCUCAUUCCCUCAUGUAUAUAGCCAGUGUUACAGAAGAAUAUGCACGUGUAAAAGUUUAUUUAACACUGCAUUUGGUGUGGCAGAAUUCUUCUACAAGAGAUUCUGUUCGUGUGAAAACAAAGUUGCCUCUCGCAGAGUAUUGUCAAAGAGUGUCUGGAGGGUUCACAAAGGGUCCACAGAGAACAUUAAGUGAGAAUGGCAUCAGAGAAUGGAGGACAGUUCAUGUUCCAGACAGCUGAUUUUGUCUUGCUUGGCAUAAUAUCUGCCGUGUCAGUAUUUAUUGGGAUAUACCAUGCCUUCACCGGAGGUCGGCAGAAGACCACGUCCGAGUACUUGCUGGGCAAUGGGCACAUGCAGGUCAUACCCGUGGCUGUGUCACUAUUGGUCAGUUUCCAGUCGGCUGUCCUGAUGAUUGGCUUCCCAGCAGAGAUGUAUGUGUAUGGGACCAUGCUCUGGCUGUUCGUCCUCACUGCCAUAUCAGCUAAUAUCCUCUCAGCCAUUCUUCUGGUACCUCUCUUCCAGCCUCUCAAACUUGUCAGUGUCUAUGAGUAUCUGGAGCUGAGGUUCAAGUCUCGCUUUGUUCGCCUUUUUGGAUCUGUUUUGGGAAUCUGUGUAACAACAUGGUACAGUGGUGUGGUUUUGUAUGGUCCAGCCAUAACACUGGAGGCAGUGACUGGCACCCCAACAUGGCUCUCCAUUAUCAUCAUGGCAGCUGCUGGCAUUCUCUACACCAGUAUCGGUGGUUAUAAGGCUGUCAUCUGGACGGAUGUUUUUCAGUUCCUCGUCAUGAUAAGUGGGAUGGUGGCAAUCAUUGUCAAGGGUGUGAUAGAUGUGGGUGGUAUCAGCCGAAUGUGGAACAUCUGUGAGACAGGGGGUCGGAUAAACUUCUUCAAUUUUGACCCAGAUCCUACAGUUCGACACACAUUCUGGUGCCUUAUUCUGGGAGGAACUGUGCGUAAAUUUGGCUACAACCUAGGACAACAGGCCAUCCAGAGAAUGUCCUCAAUGGACACGAUCAGAAAAGGGCAAAAGAUUGUCCUAUUGGCUAUACCAGGAUUUGUAACCUUUGGAACUCUUGCUUGUUUGGAGGGGCUUUUGGCAUACGCAUAUUUUGCUGAAAUAGGUUGUGAUCCAUUAGAAGCUAAGAUGAUCAAAACCAAUCAAGUAUUUCCUUAUUUCGUCAUGUCCCUGUUCCAUUCCUAUCCGGGACUACCAGGAGUGUUCCUCUCAUCUGUAUUUAGUGCAUCGCUGAGUACUUUAUCCUCAAACUUGAAUUCCAUCUCGGCCAUGAUAUCGACAGACUUUAUCCAGCCAUAUUUUCCAAAAUUAAAUGAUCUUAAAACUACAAUCAUCGCGAAACUUACAGUGGUUGUGUUUGGAUUGAUAGCAGUUGGGGUUUCGUUUCUAGCAGCAAUGACAAAAGGGCCCUUGUAUCAGGUAUCUUCAAUUCUCUUGAGUUCAUUUGAUGCACCCCUGACUGGGAUAUUCCUUUUGGGAGCUCUGAUGCCUUCUACCACAGCCAAGGGUGCUAUGGGUGGUGCCAUGUGUGGAUUUGGGCUGACAUUGUGGAUAUCUAUGGGAGGGGCGUUUUCUGAUGGCAUUCCGCAGACACCACGCUUGCCCUCCCCAGGAAUUGACCACUGCCCUAACACUAACGUGACUAGCCUCAUGCUGCAGACUGUCUCACAAGCCAACAUCACCAAUUCAACAUCAGAUAUAUAUUCAUCACCCUUGGUCAAGCUUUACUCUUUGUCCUAUAUGUGGCUCUCAACAGUCGGGAUUCUUACCACAGUCAUUAUUGGAUACAUACUCAGCCAUGUUACAGGUGCUAACAAGCCAGGUGAUGUGGACCCUCGUUUUCUGAUACCUGUCUGUGAUAAAUUGUGUUGUUGCCUGCCCGAGUCAGUCAGAGAGCGCUUCCGGCCAAGUGACCUAAAAGUUGAACUAAAUGGCACAGAAAAAUGUCUUACUGAAUCCAAACAAAAACCAGAGAUACAAGGGGUUAAAUUUGAAACAAACAAUGAAGAAUGCAAUGCUCAGUUGGUGGCCUGCACUAAGCUGUGACGUGACCCUGCUGGAGCAUACUGGUUGAAACUGAACCAGACUGGAUAAGACUGGACCAGACCGGUUGAAAGUGGAUUGCAUAUCAUGUCAUGGUUUUCUGAGAAAGGACUGUUAUGGAUGUUAUCAAUGAAUAAAACUUAACUGCAGACUAUAAAUGUAACUGUAUAACCUCAUGUUGAUGAUAAAGUUGAGUCAUUAUUCAGUAUAAACUAUAUACUUUUAGGUUCUGUUGUUUCUUCAAUUUGUGUCCAAUGCAGGAGGUGUGGGUUCAUUCCCAGUCAUGAGCAUGAAUCCCAGAUGUUCUUCCAUCCAGGUAGUGUGCAUGAUUACAAAUUGUUAGUAACUUGUCAAAGGUAUGUGGCUCUUUGUGGGCACUCUGGUUUCUUCUGCAGAUGGAAGAAACUGACCAUCUUCUUUAAUCGAAAGAUUGUUAAGUUUGACUUUAACAAUAAUCAAAUUACCAGGGUUACCAGGGCCCUAUCAAAGCUCAGCAGCCUUGAAGAAUGUCCUAGUCAUGAAUUAUCAUAAAGGAAAUCACUCAGAAGUUUGAAAAAAAGUCACUAAAAAGUUGAAGAAUUUGUUUUGCCCUGAGGGUUAGGAUGUUAGGAUUAUAACAUAUUCAUCACAUUUCUGGUAAUCCUGUGGAUUUUUAUUUCUCUCUUAUUUCAGUCUCAUGGUGAAAUAUAUCUUAGUUACACCAUCUAAUGGUGCAAUAAGUGUCUUCAGAUUUUGUCAUUCUGCAUCUUGGAAGUUAGGAAUUAUUGUCAGAUUUGUUCUUGGAGAAUAUCUGUGGCAGUCCUGUUUUAAAUAAAUGAAUGGCAUAACUGACAAUGUAAAUAGACUACGAGGCAUUUCAGUUCUAGUUAUAUAUGGACAUUUUACUUUGUAUGUAUAAAUUACAUGUAUGCCUGAGGCAUUUAGUUUUUUUUGCAACCAUAUGUAAGUAAAGUUAUCUCUGCUAUGCAGUGGCCAUAUGCAGCUUUUAGCCCUGAAUUCAUGUGAUACCGGUACAUUGCUAGAUCCCAUACUGUUAACCAGUUUGAUAGCUUCAGUUGGCGGUUACAUAUUAUGUGUUUGAAACUGUAAACUUGUGUGUCUGUGCUAUACAGUGGCUAAGUGCCAUGGUAUAAACUGUGUUACACAGUGGCUAAGUCCCACCGUGUUACACAAUGGCCAAGCCCCUUGGUGUUAUGCAGUGGCCAAGCCCCAUGAGUGUUACGCAGUGGCCAAGCCCUAUGGUAUUACACAGUGGCCAAGCCCCAUGGUGUUACACAGUGGCCAAUCCCCUUGGUGUUACACUGUGGCCAAGCCCCAUGGUGUUACACAGUGGCCAAGCCCCAUAGUGUUACGCGGUGCCCAAGCCCCAUGGUGUUAUGCAGUGGCCAAUCCUCAUGGUGUUACGCGGUGCCCAAGCCCCAUGGUGUUAUGCAGUGGCCAAUCCUCAUGGUGUUACACAGUGUAUGCAUGUAGCCUUAUUCAUGUCAUUUAGUACUUUCCAAAUAAGUCUAAUAGUAUUCAGUUUAUUGUUGUAUUAACUUACCAUACAAAAUCAAUAAAUCUAACAAACAGAAUGUACCUGUUAAAGCAUAAUUCAUUUUAAAUCAGGUAAAGUGGAAUGUUCAUGUAGAUGGUUGUAUAUUCAGUCUAACUAGAAUCAUACAUAUGAUCUGAUUUUAAUUAAUUAGAUUGGGUUGCACGUUACACUGUCUGCAUUGUACGGCUCAAUCUCAUUGACAUAUUGCACCAAAUAUAUCACAAAAGAACUAUCAGCUAAAAAGUAACAACAGGUCUCCAGGUGUCAUCAAAGGGAAUAUGUGAUUCAUUAAAAGUGUGCCUUAAUUGUGAAUGUAACAGUACAAGUAUAUGCCAAAUACACAAGACAUUUGCUUUACUGAUGUAUAUGUGCAUCCAAUAUUCUCGCUUAUCUUUGUGGGAGAACAAGUUAUUGAAACUAAUGUUUAGCUGGUAAUGGCAAUGAAAAUAAACUUAUUUUGGCACAUCAAAUUCUUUCAGGGUUGUAUGUUGUAAACCAUUUGAAGUAGGGUUACUAGGACAAUAUUUGCUUCAUUUUUUUGCCAGAGGACCUGACGAGGACCUCUGGAAUUUGGACCACCUUGUCAUCCGCGAGGAAUCGUGGUUCUAAGAAAUCGCUCGGACAGAGGAAGCAUAGUUGUGUUUGUCCUACACUUAUGAACGUCGUUUGCACACACCAUGUACUCUCACCGACAGACAGUUAAAUUCAAACUUAGAAGUACAGGGGCCACUUUCACAAAUCUUCCGCAGGCAUAUUUCACCUAACUUUUAUUUUAUUAAAGAUGUCUUAGGUUAUAGCACCAAAAGGCAACAUAAAUUAUGAGAAAAGUUAUGGAAAUAAAUUAAAGAAUGUUUGUGAAAGUGUGACCAGACGCAGACAGACAGUCUCUACAAGCACUACCAGGUAAUAUUAUACAUGUAUUUCUACAAUGCUGUAUUGUUAGCUUGGAUACUGAACAUUUACAACCAUGGUGUAACAAUUACGAGUCAUCAGUCCUUCAUGGCCUUGUCAGACCAAAAGACAAAAAAGGCAACUCGACAGACAGACAUGUAUUUAGACAGUAUUGACAUACCAGAGCAGAUGAACCUGGGUGUAACAAUCUGGACAUUAUUAAAAUGGCACUUUCAUACGAAAGAGAACUAACUUCUCAGAUUAUACAAAACAGUGGUUUAAACAAAACAGGAGAUCAACAUACAACAAAAAGUUGAAGAUUACAACCUACAGACAUGUAAGCGCGCGUUGCAUGUCACGUGUCAUGUGAAUAGUAUUUGCCUUAAAAUCCGGCUCUGAAAAAAUAUAUUUUAGAGGCACAUGUAGCUAAAAGGUCAUAAAUAAAAUAUUACUUUUGUUCCUAAAACUCAUAUUCUUUCAGUAGGAUAUCACCCUACAUUCCAACAAGCCUUUAAACUACUAUUCAAAGAUGAUGGAACUCGGAAUCCGGCAAAGUGAUUAAAUUAAUUUAGUCAUGCAUGGUCGGUAUUUGAUAUCGCAUACAUGUACAUUUAAAAUCUGCACUUAAAAAGCACCAAUAUUUAGUUUACAGGGCAUAGGAAAACAGGACAGUCCUGACUUUCGUGAAACAUGACCCAAGACAAAACUGAACCUGGAAAUAUCCCAACGUAUUCCGCAGAGAAAAACUGACUUCAUACAACAUGACCACUAGAAGUCUGAUGGAACAGAAUCAUGGAAGAACAAAUACAACGAAUACUACAGGUGCCGUAUUUCCAGGUUUUGAAUUUUGCUGUGUACUUACAUGUAUAUACAUAGUAACUAUUUAAAAACAAUAUGAAAGGGGAAUAUGUUGAAUUUCAGCAGUUUCUGAACAAUGACAAUUGCAUGGAAGUCGAGUGUACUAUUAGACACGUAGCACAAUCAUACACACUUCACCAUGUACGAUUUAUCACAGUUUUCAAAUUAAGUAUGUAUAUGAACUAUUGUAAUACUACAUGUGCAUGUAUGUAUACUUCUUUGCCAAUAUAUCACAAAAUAUAUCAAUUUCCAAACACACUUUUAUCACAUGAAAAUUUAAUGGAGUUUCAUUAAGAAAACAUUGCGUUUUACAUACUGAAGGUGCUCCAUGGUAAUCUAAAAUAGUGGAUACUUGGUCACCAUGAUUGAUCACAUGGUGAUGUCAUCAAAAAGGUAGUAAAACUCACGUAAAACCCAGUUAUGCUCUUUAUAUGUAAGAUGUGCUUUCUCAUUGGUGAGUCAGCCGAAAUAUACAUAGUAAAUAUAAAUGGACAUUUUGAAUAGGAAAAGAUGAAUGAAUGAUUAUAUUAUGAUAUGGGUUAACACCACUUCAGCAAAUAUUGCUAUCGUAUCACAUAAAUACUGGUGUGUUAAUCAUGGGUGAGUCUGUCAGAAUCCCAUCACCGAAACACGUACAUGUCAUAAUCAGAAAAAACCUUAAUUCUCAUCUCUGGGUGUUUUACACUCAAUGUGAAUGUGAAGAAUGUGAAACAUUUUUUGAUGUACAGGUAUUUGUGUUUUGAGCGAUGGUACUCUGAGACAUGUCAAUAAAAUCUUGAAAGUCAACCAUAUUGCUGGAGGAAACAGCAUUUCCAGAGGAAACCAAGCACUUUGAGGAAACCAAACCUUUCCAUUAGAAUGCACUUUGCCGAGCUCACAACAACUAUGCACUCUUUACUACUAUCUGUCCAUGUGUUUUCAUUACUCAUAAACCACCCUGUUGCUUUCCAACAAAAUAAUCCCAAGUGUAAAG